Messenger RNA from Adineta ricciae, 264 nucleotides. The record is from the annotation of a GenBank genome assembly. Lineage: Eukaryota; Metazoa; Rotifera; Eurotatoria; Adinetida; Adinetidae.
AUGGAAGAUGUUGUCUGUUUUGCUCUACUUAUGCUAUUGCUUCGUUCAAAGAUUGAACAAAGUAGUAUGUUGCAUGUUAACAAAGGUCAACGUGCACCGACUGGUGACUAUGGAACAUUCUACGGAGUUUAUGUUGUGAUAUGUAUGAGCGCGAUACCAGCGACGACCAUAACGAUAUUCGUUUGUUUAACUUACAGAAAUCUGAAACAUGUGCCAACGCGAAUUCAACCGACGAGUCAAGAACCAACGGGUCGAUUAAAAUGA